Leptidea sinapis is the source of this 4336-nucleotide messenger RNA. RefSeq names its product dnaJ homolog subfamily C member 22 (gene wus). The coding region runs from base 258 to 1373 and encodes 371 amino acids. The transcript has 6 exons. Gene Ontology annotation, cellular component: plasma membrane; early endosome. The record is from RefSeq and is a predicted model, not a curated record. Gene Ontology annotation, biological process: endocytosis. NCBI's taxonomy places the organism in Eukaryota, Metazoa, Arthropoda, Insecta, Lepidoptera, Pieridae.
UAAACUGUAGGGACUAGUCAAAACUCAAAACUGUAAAAUAAAAAUCGGUAUAUCCAAAACAUUACCAGGGUAAUUUAUUAAUAUGUAUAAUUUUUAAAUUUGUAUAGUCAUUUAAGAAUUAAUUUUCGUUUAACGAUAAAAGUUUGUAAGUAAAAGUAGUCUCAUAAAAUAUUUUAUGAAAGGAAUUCAUAAGUUUGUUUUCAAUUUGUCAGCAAAAAUACAGACGUGACAUACUUAUAUUCGCGUUUAAUUUUAAAAUGUCUGCAAAAUUACCGAAUUCUCUUACUGGUCGUAAGUCAGUAUUUUGGGCUUAUGUAUUUUGGUUACUUGGUGGCCUGUUUGGGCUGCAUCAUUUUUAUUUACGUCGAGAUAAACACGCAUUCGUAUGGUGGUCUACACUUGGAGGAUUUGGUAUUGGGUGGUUGGGUGAAGUUUUUCGUAUACCACGGUAUGUUAGAGAAGCUAAUGAAGAUCCAGAAUAUAUUCAAGAUUUGGUAAACAGAAUGCGUCAAAAUAAAAAGCCUCCUUUUAGUAUGAAUCGCUUCACUGGAAUGUUGAUGGUUGGUUAUUCUUGGGCCCAACUGAUGAUGUUAGCUGUACCAACUGAUGAGUUUUGGGGCUUGAACUUGCGAUAUCUAAAUUAUCUAAUACCACUUGCCGCUGCUCUUGGUGUAUGGACAGUUGGUAAUAUAGGAAGAGAACAAGGCAGUUUUAAAUGGCCAUUGCUCGCCGCAUAUGCCACAUAUCCUGUUCGUUACUAUAUAUAUGAUGAAACAGUGUGGUGUACACUCAUGGUUCUGUCUUCUGCUCUUGUGUUUGACUCAUUUGCUAAAGAAUGGCGCCGGACUGCUCAAACAAAGAAGCAUGUUGCAAAGCGAGUAGCAGUGUUGGGUAUGUGUGUGUGCCUGUAUUUGUCAUUAUGGUGUGGCUACCUGUACUUCCAUGGUACCAUAACAGACAGUGAAGGUGACGAAAUACCAAUCUAUGAAGCACUACAUCACUUUUUCACAAGUCCUUGGUGGUUGGAUGUAAAGCAAUGCUUGUUGGAUACUUAUCAGUAUGCUCAGCAUCAUGGUUGGUAUGAAGUUUGGAAGCAAAUCAUAGACCUAUCAGAUCCUCAUGGCGAACAGAAUGCUUAUAAGGUGCUUGGUUUGGGUCCGGAUGCAACUCAACAGGAGAUCACAUCAACGUGGAGACGCUUAUCUCGGCAGAAUCAUCCAGAUAAAGUGAAAGAGCAACAUUUACGCCGUGAAGCUCAAGAAAAAUUCAUGGAAAUACAACAAGCGUACGAAAUAUUAUCGAAUAGCAAACAUAGACGAAACAGGCGUAAUAAAAAAGAUAAUUCUGAACCGACAUCUGGUACAAGACGAUAAUUAUAGUUGGGUCAUGUUUUGAAGCUUGUAGUACAGUAAACUAUCAACGAAAAUAUAACUCAUGAAUGUCAAAUGUUUAUCGGUAGUAAAAAUAAUAUAAUAUAAGUUGUAGUGAUAAAAAUAAUAAUAUAUUCAUAUUUAAUCAAUGGUUAUUUUUAAAAAUCUGCUCAAUCAGUAAUUAUUAGACUAGACUAUAUUUAUACUAUCUGUAUAAGUAGCUUUAAUGUGCAUUUCAAGAAAGCAAUUGUAUAAUGUUAUAACUUUGUGUUUAAUUGUAUCGGUUACUGAAAUAGCGGUUAAUGGAAACCGGAAAAGGGGUAGCUGUCGACGUAGCACACUUUCGGGUAGAUUCAUGUGCACACGACAUAUUGAAUUCUGAAGUAACAGGUAAAUACUAAUUUAUUGUCCAUCUAAUUUUUUAUACGAGCUAUUACUUGAUUAGUAUUUCUCUUUAAGAUCUCAUUUUACUGCGUUUAAUAAUUCCUUAAGCUUUGAAAUGCUUGUUUCUUGUUAUCUCAUUCCAGGGGAUCAUUUUGGUACUCAAAGUAACAAUAGUUGAUUAUAUAUUAGACACGGAAUUGUUGCACAAGUGGCAGUGUCCUUAACUAUUCCGUAGUAUGGGAGCAAUUGUCGCCAAAAGUCUCACAAUUGGAACUUUAAAUAUAUUUGAUUAAAUGCAUUAUAAUGCAUUGUGCAUUAAUGCCAGAAGUGAGAGUUAUCACUUUAAAACAUAACAGAUUGCAUUAUAAAUGCGUUUUUUGGCAUAAGCUUUUUUAUUGCUGUUCAAAAUUAAGUCUUAUUAAAUUAAAUAAAGAUAUUUUUCCAUCUAAGAAUCCAAUUCGAGCACAGAGUAACAAGUUCGGCCACUCAACGCUAGAGAACACUGACCAAAUUCCACCAAUUUAGCAUUCUUAUUACUUUAAAAUAAAUGUCAUUUUCACAUGCAUAGUUAAAGAUAUUGCUAAAAUUCUGGCCUGGAUAUUGAUAAAAUUCUGGAAAUUUCUACAGCAAUAGUCAAGGAUAGUGAUGACAACGAUCAAAUUUGGUUUUUGUUCGCAUCAAGUUUAUAAAUAUGGAUGGACUCAAGUUAUAUUAUUUAAGUUGUAUGCUUACUGUUGAGUCUGUGUGCCCUACUAUAUUUUUUGUAUGUAAAAAUUGCACAAUAAGGCAUGGUUGUAAUAUUUUUCUGUACGUUCGAGAUCUCAUGUCACAUACAGUACUUGACCGCGACUGAACUAACUAGGAAUGUUGUGGACCACCGCAUGUUGCUAUUCCCCUCGUGUUUUCUGUAGACCGUAACAUUCACGUUUGUUUCUGAAGGAACAGCGAAAAAUUUAUUUAGUGCUACUCUUAAAUUUUUCUACGUGUUAUUACUGUAUCAAUAUUAUUCUUAAAUACUGUGUCUCUUCUAGAUCUGAUUUUAUUCUAUCAAAAAAUUAAUUAUCCGGGGAUAAUUUUCGGUACUCUAAGUAACAUAUAUAUUUAUUAACAUCAAAGGUAUCGGGUAGUCAAAUAGUACACGAUAAGGAAGGAUUACAGAUAUAAACACUUGUGCAUGUGUUUUCAAAUUUCACGGGCAGAUCUUAAAAAAAGUAGGUACUUAUAAAAAUGACAAAAUACAAAGGGAGGAAGGAUAUUUCGAACAAAUAUUCGGUCAUAUGUUAGCAUUUUCAUGCAUGUACUAUCAAAAAAUUGAUUCAUGACACAUUUCUGAUAAUUCUUCUAAAAUCAUAAACACAGGUUCAUAUUUGCACGAAAAGGAUUAUAUGACAAUAAUUGUCAGUGUCUAAUAAAAUGAUUACUUGGAAAUUUAUGUUCAAGCGAAUUUCGACCUAAUUGUUUAUUAUGACUAGGAAAAUGACAAUAAGGUCACAAUUCAACUUGUCGAUAAUAUUAAGUCUUAUUAUCCCACCCACUGCCUUUUCUCUAACUGACUCAUUUAGACCCUAUUUUAAUCAUUUAAUCUGAAAAUAUUGAUUACAUUGUAAAGGUGUCGCAUUUAUAUUUAUUAUUUAUUCUUAGUUUUAAUUUAUUUAAUAUAAUUGUAUAACCUCAUUAAGUGUUUUAUAAAAUUGUACGAAUAAUACAUUCCCUUUAUGACUGCUCUACCAAAACUUGUUUUUGUAAUUUUUGAUUUGGUUUAGAGAUCGAAUAUAGAUACUUAAGGUUGGCAAUAUAAAUUAAAAGAUAUUGACGUAACACAAACAACUAGACACCCAAUCGCAUAUUAAAUGGUAUACAUUAACUUACACAGAUUACAUUAAAACAUUAAUUCAAACUAAGAUGUUAUUUCGUGGCAGUAAUGUUAAAAUUUGUAUUACGCUUAUUGAAAGUAGUAACACUACGUCACGCGUGAAACGGACGUGAACACGAGGCAACAAGUUUUGUUUUAUUUAGCAAAAUUAUUACUAACGACAAGUUAGUUACAUGAUUUUGUUAAUUACCGGAAAUACCACUCCAUCCUCCAUCGUUUCGAUAUGCUUUUAUUUGGGCUGUUUUACACUUCAUUGCAUGGCGUUGUAUUCAAAGCGCGAUCAAAACACAUCUGAACGAAAACUCUGCCCAAUAGAUGCGUAGGCAGAGUUUUUUUUCAGACAAUUUUUGAGCGUGAUUCUGAGUCUUGUUGUUUAUUGUACGUCGAUGUAAAAAAAAAAUUGUGGUUUAUCAAUUGUACUUAUUAAUUAUAUUUAACUAAAAUUAUAAUAAUGAAUGAUAUAAGAAUAUUGUUUAUUGCUAUUUCUUUUUGUCUAAAUAGAGAGGCAUAAAUCAGGAUCAGAUUUCUGAUUAUAUUCAAUUUUAUAGUUGCAUUUGUGUAAUAAUGAGUUUUUUACAAAUAGUAUUUACUGAACGUUGUAACGUUUUUUAAUAAUUUUUAAUUUUUAUUAUAUUCCGUCCUCUUUUCAUUUUUUUUUUAACUUUUAUUGUAAUGAAUUUGAUAUACCUAAUAAACUUUAUUCAACAUA